AUGGCAACCACAACCCGCGACCCGAACUUCUGGAAGCGGUUCUCCGUCGCAGCGCACCAGCAAGAAGAUUUCGAAUUGGCAGAGGCCCGCAAGGCCACUUCCAAUCGCUCGCAUCAAGAACCGACUUGGCUUGACCGCGAAAACCACAAGCGCUCUCGCAGAGCUUGCAUCUGCUGGRUCUUUUGGCUGUCCUUCCUGUCCAUUGUGGUGGUGCUCGUGACCAUCAUGUGGCUGAUUCAGAGUGGGAUGCUGGAAUUCGGAAAGGGAGACGUGCAGGUUUCUGAUGGUGGAACGGAUGAGUUUGGACAGGAUUGA
This is a messenger RNA of Ramularia collo-cygni, 315 nucleotides long. RefSeq lists its product as uncharacterized. The transcript has 2 exons. The coding region runs from base 1 to 315 and encodes 104 amino acids. The record is from RefSeq and is a predicted model, not a curated record. NCBI's taxonomy places the organism in Eukaryota, Fungi, Ascomycota, Dothideomycetes, Mycosphaerellales, Mycosphaerellaceae.